Molecule: messenger RNA, 4288 nt
Organism: Ailuropoda melanoleuca (giant panda)
Lineage: Eukaryota; Metazoa; Chordata; Mammalia; Carnivora; Ursidae
Gene: CNGB1
Product: cyclic nucleotide gated channel subunit beta 1
Exons: 32
Coding region: 132-3665 (1177 amino acids)
Biological process (GO): retina homeostasis; monoatomic cation transmembrane transport
Cellular component (GO): plasma membrane; photoreceptor outer segment; intracellular cyclic nucleotide activated cation channel complex
Molecular function (GO): intracellularly cGMP-activated cation channel activity; cGMP binding; protein-containing complex binding
Source: RefSeq, a predicted model, not a curated record
CAGAGCUGUACAUCUCUCUGUAUUAGUUCAAAUAGAGCCACUUUUUUAUGGCUCCAUAAUAUUCCAUUAUUGGAUGUAUUGUAAUUUAUUUAAUACAAGUCUCUCUUACAGAUGAACAUUUAGGUGUCAGGAUGUUGAGCUGGGUCCAGAGGGUGUUGCCUCAGCCCCCAGGGACCCCUCAGAAGACCAAGGUGGAGGAGGAGGAGGGGGGCGCAGAACCAGAGCCGGAGGUGGAGCGGGAACCAGAACCAGAGCCGGAGCCUGACACCGCCCCCGAGGAGGCUGAGAGAGGGGCUGAGUCCCUGACACCUGAAGAGCCGCUGGAGGGGGAGGAAUUGGCUGCAGCUGACCCAGGCCCUCAGGAAAUCCAGGAGGCUGCCUCUACUCCGCCUACAUCCCUCCAGGCCCAGGUCUCCGUGGUUCCCGAAGUGAACAGCAGUUCCGGCAGUUGGGUGCUGAGCUGGCUCAAGAAGGGCAUGGAGAAGGUUGUCCCACAGCCCGUGCCCAGCGGUGGUCCCGCCCAGAGCAUGGCUGCUGUCUCGGAGGGCCCUGCUCAGGCAGGUGCACAGACGUCUGGGCCAUGCAGCACUGGGGGCUCAGAUGGACUCGGGGAGGCUCCUGGGGCCCAGGACACUGGGUCUGGGCCCUGGCUGCUCAGGUGGCUUGAGCAGAAUCUGGAGAAAGUGCUGCCUCAGCCCCCAAAACCCUCCCAGGACUGGAGAGAUGAGGCUGGAGGUGCUGCCUUGGGCCCAGAGCCCCCAGAACCCACCUUGGAAAUGGAGCCCACGCUGCAGGCCCCGGAGAGCCACGGUGAGCCCACGGCUGGCCCCCCGGAGCCCACAGAGGAGCUGACCUCAGAGCCCCAGCCCUGCUCCCAGGCUUCCUCCCUGCUGCCCCCCAGCGACCCCGCCAGGUUGAUGGCUUGGCUCCUGCACAGGCUGGAGAUGGCCUUGCCGCAGCCAGUGCUCCACGGGAAGGCCAGGGAGCAGGAGCCUGACUCCCCUGGGACAUGUGAUGUGCAGACAAUCUGCAUCCUCCCUGGAGGCCAAGAGGAGCCCGAUCUCGUCGUAGAGGAGGUUGACCCUCACUGGGAGGAGGACGAGCAUCAGGACGGUGGCACUGGCCCGCAGGGCUCAGAGGCGGCUCCAGUUUACGAAGAGGAGAAUGAGGCCGUGGAAGAGAUGCCCAGUGUCCUGCUGGAUAGCUGUCUGGUGGCACAGGCUGGCGAGCAUCCGAGCGGAGUAGGCAGGACGCAGCCCCAGAGGGCCUCGCACCAGGAGCUGCAGGAGGAGGCUGUGACUGUCAGCCCAGAAGUGCCUGCUACAAAAAAGCACCCCGAAGUACAGGUGGAAGACACUGAUGCAGACAGCUGCCCCGUCAUCGUGGAGAACCCACCAUCACCCGAGCUGCCACCACCUUCUCCUGCCAAAUCCGACACCCUCACUGUCCCGGGAUCUGCCGCAGGAACCGAAAGGAAGAGGCUGCCCUCCCAAGAUGAUGAGGCUGAAGAGCUCAAGGCACUGUCACCAGCUGAGUCCCCCAUGGUCGCCUGGUUGGACACGUCCAGCCCACAGGGCACUGAUGGCCAGGAUCGCGCAGCCUCCGCAGCCAGCCAGAACAGCGCCAUCAUCAACGACCGGCUCCAGGAGCUGGUGAGGCUUUUCAAGGAGCGGACAGAGAAGGUGAAGGAGAAGCUCAUCGACCCUGAUGUCACCUCUGAUGAGGAGAGUCCUAAGCCCUCCCCGACCAAGAAAGCCCCGGAGCCGGCCCCGGACGUGAAGCCGGCUGAGGGGGGGCAGGCGGAGGAAGAGCACUAUUGUGACAUGCUGUGCUGCAAGUUCAAGCGCCGGCCCUGGAAGACGUACCGGUUUCCCCAGAGCAUCGACCCGCUGACCAACCUGAUGUACAUCCUGUGGCUAUUCUUCGUGGUGCUGGCCUGGAACUGGAACUGCUGGCUGAUCCCCGUGCGCUGGGCCUUCCCCUACCAGACGCCAGCCAACAUCCACCUCUGGCUGCUGCUGGAUUACCUGUGCGACCUCAUCUACCUCCUGGACAUCACCGUGUUCCAGAUGCGUCUGCAGUUCGUCAGAGGGGGAGACAUCAUCACGGACAAGAAGGAGAUGCGCGACAACUACCUGAAAUCUCGUCGCUUUAAGAUGGACAUGCUCUGCCUCCUGCCUUUGGACUUGCUCUACCUGAAGUUCGGUGUCAAUCCCCUCCUGCGCUUGCCCCGCUGUUUGAAGUACAUGGCCUUCUUCGAGUUUAACAGCCGCCUGGAAUCCAUUCUCAGCAAAGCCUAUGUUUACAGGGUGAUCAGGACCACGGCUUACCUGCUCUACAGCCUGCAUGUGAACUCAUGUCUGUAUUACUGGGCGUCAGCCUAUCAGGGCAUCGGCUCCACUCACUGGGUUUACGAUGGUGUGGGAAACAGUUACAUUCGCUGUUACUACUGGGCUGUGAAGACCCUCAUCACCAUCGGUGGGCUGCCUGACCCCAGGACGCUCUUUGAAAUCGUCUUCCAGGGGCUGAACUAUUUCACGGGUGUCUUCGCUUUCUCUGUGAUGAUUGGACAGAUGAGAGACGUGGUGGGGGCCGCCACCGCGGGGCAGACCUACUACCGCAGCUGCAUGGACAGCACCGUGAAGUACAUGAACUUCUACAAGAUCCCCCGGUCCGUGCAGAACCGGGUCAAGACCUGGUACGAGUACACCUGGCAGUCCCAAGGCAUGCUGGACGAGUCAGAACUGAUGGUGCAGCUUCCAGACAAGAUGCGUUUGGACCUUGCCAUCGACGUGAACUAUAACAUCGUCAGCAAAGUGGCUCUCUUCCAGGGCUGUGACCGACAGCUGAUCUUUGACAUGCUGAAGAGGCUCCGUUCUGUCGUCUAUCUCCCGAAUGACUACGUGUGCAAGAAGGGGGAGAUAGGCCGAGAGAUGUACAUCAUCCAGGCGGGACAGGUGCAGGUCCUGGGUGGCCCCGAUGGGAAGGCCGUGCUGGUGACGCUGAAGGCUGGAUCCGUGUUUGGAGAAAUAAGCUUGCUGGCUGUUGGGGGCGGGAAUCGGCGCACGGCCAAUGUGGUUGCCCACGGGUUUACCAACCUCUUCAUUCUGGAUAAGAAGGACCUCAAUGAAAUUUUGGUGCAUUAUCCCGAGUCUCAGAAGUUACUCCGGAAGAAGGCCAGGCACAUGCUGAGAAAUAACAACAAGCCCAAGGAGACGAAGAGUGUGCUCAUCCUCCCUCCCCGGGCAGGCACCCCCAAGCUCUUCAAUGCCGCCCUGGCCGUAGCAGGAAAGAUGGGCGGCAAGGGGGGCAAAGCCGGAAAGCUUGCCCACCUGAGGGCUCGGCUCAAAGAGCUGGCAGCGCUGGAGGCAGCCGCGAGGCAGCAGCAGUUGCUGGAACAGGCGAAGAGCUCACAAGGUGCUAUGGGAGAGGCGGGCCCUGCCGCCCCGGAGCAGCCCGCACAGCCACCGCCGGAGCCCCCGGAGCCCCCGGAGCCCCGGGCCCCGCGCUCUCCGCCACCUGCCUCCCCUGGGAGGCCCGAGGAAGUCGGGGAGGGGGAGGCCAGGCCCGAGGAGCCCUCGGUGCAGAUCUGCGUGAGCCCGGGCCCGGAUCCUGGUGAGCAGAUCCUGUCGGUGGAGAUCCCGGAGAAGAAGGAGGGCGAGUGAGGCGGCGCCCAGCGCGCCACUCCCAGCAGGGCAGGUGCCGGCGCGUCCUCCCCGCGCCCCAGGCUGGUGCCCAGCCCCGCACCCGGCUUCCGCAGGCCCGGAUUCCCCGGGCACAGUAGAGUCUGUCAUUUCUGCCCCGGCAUCGGCUUCUGCCACGGCUGGUCUUGAAGUCAACCGAUGUAGUGUUUGUGUCCCGAAGUCCCCCGUCACCUGAGAACCCUACCUCUCCCGACUAUGAUUUUUAAGAACAAAAUUCUUUUCUAUUUUAAAAGUUUAUAGUCGGAGCAGGGAACGGGGUUCCAACAUCUGGGAAGGGACCUUAUGCUCAUUAGGGUGGUUAGUACGGAUCUUCCCCAGGCUGUGUUCAGUUCCGAGUUCAAUGCAGGUAUCUCAGAACAGAUAAAAUGGAAGUGGGCCUACUGGCAACGGGCUGUGGGCUGUGAGCGAUUCUGGGCACCCCUGCCGGUCCCCAGGUCUGCAGGGGUUCAUGCUUGCUUGCUUUUGACACCCUUGCUGCAUAGAUGAUGGCAGCAACUUCCAUUAAUCCUAGGAGACAGAAAUCACAGCUGACACCACUGACAUUCCUGAAGUUUCUCCAGAUCAAGUCAUGUUUCUUUCAGGAU